CCAACCAGCAGACGACAGUCGCCCUUCAGCUGGGCUUGGUAAAAGGGGCGUUUUUCAAGAGCUCUGGGAGCACAACAGAGGCAUCUUUCCACACAGAACUGGUUCAAUAUUGAAAGUGAAAAAUUGUGAUUUAGCUAGUUUUAACCGCCACAUUCCGCUCAGUAGUUUGUUUAAAGUUGAAAACGUCGUAAUAAUGGUGCUAGAACGAACCGAUGUAAUCCAAAACUAGCGCAAACAAGAUUGUUGGAUCCGUCGCCAUCAUGACGAGCCUGGAUGGAUGCCGUCCUUGAGAAGAAAGUUCAGCAGCGAGGACUGUGCGUGUAAGGCACCGACCGACAACCGACCACCACCAAUAGGAACAAAACGAUGCGAAUAAUCUACUGGUUGGGAGUGUUUGGCACCGUAAUCGGGGCCACCGCACUCUAUUGGCCCCCGUUUGUGUACAUCUUUCUGUUUGUGCUCUACUCGGUGAUCUUGAUUGCUCUGGCCAUCUUCGGCACCAUCUACGUGCACUACAAGCUGACGACUAAGGAGUUCCGCCCGUACACCCGUGAAGACCUACCCACCAAUGUCCUCUACAAUGCCACCAAAUCGCACCUCUUUGAUCCACCGUCACCGCCCAAAUCGGGCGCCAAUCUUCCCAUCAUCUUCGGCCGGACCGUCGAUGGCUUGCUGCAGCAGAUCAUCGGCAAUGCCAUGCGCGACAUCGUGAGCCCAGCCCUGGAGGAGAUCGUAGCGAACCCGCGCCGGAUCAUCGACCUGCUCAAGGAGGACAUCUGGCUGGGGAUCGAUAAGCUGCACGAGCGCGCUUCCCGGAUCGAUGCCCCCAAGAUGAUUGCCGUUGAUUUCGUGCUGAAAGGCACGGUGCACCUGGAGAAGAUACGGAUCGCGCAGGCGAGGGCCGCCGAGCUGGGGACGGACCCGGUCUUUGGAACGUCUUCGUAUCUGGCAACGCAGGAGAAGGAGCUGGAGUUCCUGAAGAAGAUUUGCGAGAUUAUGAUUAUAUUUUUGCUGCCGCGGGGGUACUCGCUGUCGCCGAUCAAGGACUUGCUGAGCGAGGUGAUUUCGUACAAGGUGCUGUUUCCGGUGAUCCGGUUGGUGACCUCGCCGGAUUUUAUCAACCAGCAGAUUGUGGAGUGCAUUGAGACGAAGCUGGUGGCGGUGGCGAUCCACAAGAGGAGCUAUGAGUAUGCGGCGAAUUUUGAGGAUUUUUUGAAGGUGAUCAACCUGAGUCAGACGAUGGACGAGUUGCAUUCGAUUCGGGGGUCAAUUGUGAGUGAUAUCAUGCAGGCGACGACGAUGCAAAAUCUGCAGAGGACGAGGGGAUUCGAUAGUGAGAUGUUCGUUGGGAAGAGUGCGAGCGGAAGCAACUCCGGAGACUCCAGUGACCCUCCAUCACGAGCAGAGAUAACAGCCUCUCUCAAACUGAAGAAAUACAUACAACAGCUCUCCUUCGCCAAGAGCCAAUGCGAGAAAUGUCUCUCCAAACUCGGAUGGGAUGGAAACGUGAGUAAUGAGAUCGAUCUCUCGAUCCUGGACAUUCUGUCCACCGUUGCGGGAAGGCGACAUUUCAUGGUCUUCCUUGAACCCCUGAAAACUUCCUCUUUGGUCGGGUUCUACACGACCGUCGAGGAAUUGAAGCACGCUUCGAAAAGCUCGUGGCAUCAGCUGGGAGCGGAAAUUUUCUACACCUACAUACGGUGCCCCAAUUCGGAGAUUCCGGUGGAUAAGGCCACCCGCAAGAAGAUGGAGUCGUUCUUGGUGGGGGACAGUGGAACCGAUGUUUUCUUCGAGGUGCAACGUGAGUGCUUGAUAACGCUGGAAGAGAAGUACUACCAACCGUUCUUGCUCAGUGAAGAGUACACCAAGUUGAAGAACUCGUUGACUCAGGAAGACUUCAAAGAAAUCACCAUGAGCACAUACUUGUCUUCCAGUACGGAAAGUCAGGAUGAGACGGCCUCCAAUGCUUCCUCGGCCAGUGGAGACGUCGAUCCGGUGAUCAUGGAUUUGAGCAACCAUUCGACCUACGCCAGGACCAAGCUGGAACAGCUGGACGAGAAGCUGGCGAACAAAAAUCAAGCCCUGGAGGCUUUAAAGCAAUCGCUAAAGCCGGACUCGAAGCUUCUGUCGAUUCUGGAAAAGGAAAUCGAUUGGUUGAAAGGGGAGAAGCGGCAACUGGAAGCCCAUCUCCUGCGAACCGAGGUUUGGGGUGAAUACCUCGGCAAGUGGCGUGCCAUAGUGGAGAGUGUAGACUUCUCGGACGACAAAGAACCUCAACCGCAGUUUAUGAUCGUCGUCCAGGUGGAUGAGGUCAAUGACUGCGGCAAAGAAGACGUAGCCACGGCAAUGGAUGCUGCUGAUAGCAUUUCCACAGGAUGGGUAGUGGUGCGAUCCUUGGCGCAGUUUCAUGACCUGCAUCGAAAGCUACGACCGAUGUGUGCCGAUCUUAAAACGAUCGAUCUGCCAUCGAACAAUGCAUUCAAGUUGUUCCUGCUGAAGAACGAUAAAUCUCUGCUGGAAAAAUCCAAGCAGCAGAUCCAGAAGUAUCUGAACUUCAUCCUGGAAGACGAUCACCUGAACCAAAGCGAAGCGCUGUACGAAUUUCUGAGUCCAAGCUCGGAGAAGCUGAAACAAAGUGCAAAUCCAUCGCCUUCCAAGAAGCAGUCCAAGUUCUCGUUGGCCACACUGUUCAAGGCCAACAGCGAGAAGCUGGACCAAUUCUGGGGUCCUCACUUCCGGCUGAACACCGCGGAUUUCCCCGAUGACGAUCAGGUCUCCAUGUACUUAGAAGGAUCAACAGCUGAAAACGGCUCAUCCAAAGCCCAACAAGAUCCGGAUGCCAAGGACUCCAUAGCCGAACCUCUGUACUCCCUCCUCGGCGAAAUUUUCGACAUGGGCGGCGUCUUCAAGUGGCUCCGCCGCAGCUUGAUCUCCUUCGUUCAAAUCACCUACGGUCAAACCAUCAACCGUCAGAUCCGUGAAUCGAUCAACUAUCUGUUCGAAGAACCCAUGCUCCACACGUACGCCUCAGCCGUGCUCAAAGCCUACUGGCCCGGCGGAGUCCUCACCAUCAAGUCCAUGGACCGCUCCGAAGACCAACAGGAGAUGACCAUGAACGCGGCCAAGUCCCUCCUGCUGGACAACAUUCCGGAUCUGCUGUGCAAUCUCAUCGGGGCGCAGAAUGCCCGCAACGGGAUCAUGAAGCUGUUCGACAACGCGCAGAACCCGCUCUACAACAAACAGCUGUUCUACGACAUCUUGGAAAUCCUUAUGCUCGAACUGUUCCCGGAAAUCCGACAGCUGAAGGUCCCGCCGAGUGUAACGGCCGUGGCGGUUGUGGGAGGCUCGGCCGUUUCCACUCCGACGCAUGCUGGUCAUGCUCCCACAGUCGGGGGAUCCGGCUCCCACCAGGCCACCCCAACACGAAUCAUAUCAAGAAAUUGACGCGAUGAUGGCGAAGAAGACGACGAUGACCACGAACAUUGAAUCCACCGAAACACAAGGAAAACUGGAACAAGAAGCACGAUAUCAGUUAUUUGCGUUACGAAUUUCUAGAGGGUUUUGUUCUUAAUUGCCAUUCGGUUUGAGGUUUUAUCUCUAAUCUUUGAAACUAACGAUAGUGAGUCUCACGAUACAAACCUAUAUAUUUGUAAACAUUCCGUGAAACCCGAUACAAUCUAGUCCCCCACCCGAAGAACAAGGAGAAAAAAAACGAGUGUUUAUGUGCAAAUUAAACUUAAUAAGCAGAAGCUGUUGAUAGCUAGGAUUAUGGCUACUAAAUAUGACUAUGAUCAUUGGUACUUAUAAUUGUGACUGCUACAUUGUAGUGUGUAAUGUAGGGCAUUUUACGAUCAUGAUUGAUCUCAUUAUGUGAAUAAAUUAUUGGAAGAAAAUUCAGAAAAUGAAA
This is a messenger RNA of Aedes albopictus (Asian tiger mosquito), 3907 nucleotides long. It is a transcript of the gene snz, whose product is annotated as sorting nexin-25. The coding region runs from base 367 to 3444 and encodes 1025 amino acids. The transcript is spliced from 4 exons. Gene Ontology annotation, molecular function: phosphatidylinositol binding. Gene Ontology annotation, cellular component: intracellular membrane-bounded organelle. Lineage: Eukaryota; Metazoa; Arthropoda; Insecta; Diptera; Culicidae. The record is from RefSeq and is a predicted model, not a curated record.